Theobroma umbraticum is the source of this 1180-nucleotide messenger RNA. RefSeq lists its product as uncharacterized. The record is from RefSeq and is a predicted model, not a curated record. Lineage: Eukaryota; Viridiplantae; Streptophyta; Magnoliopsida; Malvales; Malvaceae.
ACCCUACACAGCUUUAAGUAUUCAAGAACAAAAAUAUUCCCUGCCCGAAGAGGAGAGUAGAAUUAAUCCAUACAGAACUAACAGAGUAGUUAAUAGCUCACUCUGUUUCAUCUGUUUUUGUCAAUUCUCACUCCUCUUUUGCUCUCUUUUUCCAUGAACUUAAUCAGCAAAUUCUUUUCAGCAUCUACUAUGUUUAUAGUAGCUCGCUUCUCUUCUCUACCCAAGAGAGACAGUUGCUGCUAAAGCUCCCAUAUUUAAACAAUUCUCUUUGGACUGAGAACCGAAAGAAUUAGUCCUCCUCCUCCACCCCCUGAUUUUCUCUGCUUCCUUCUUUUGUAAAUGGAUACAUUUGACAUAAAACUUGAGAAGAGAAAUGCAAUCUUGAAGCAUCGUCACUUGUACAACAUAGCAAACUGGCUCAGGUUUGUUGAGUUUUGUGUUGUUCUGGUCUUGAUCUCCAGGUUUACAACUCAGCUGCCGGUAGCUGUUAAAAAUUCUGGCGAGUACGUCCGGGGCUUGUCAGUUGUUCUUGUGAGCCCUCGCUUUGUGUUCAUCGUCGGGAACGUGAUAGUCAUCACUCUCUUCGCAAAAGCUGGGCAGUUUUCAGCUCAAGAUUCUACUGCAAAGAGUUCAGGAACCGAUCUUUACCAAGAAUUCGUUGAGAAAAGUGAGAAAAGUCAGGCAAUUCAUCGAUAUGGAAUCGAAUAUAGAGAAAAACAAAGCAAGAAGAGUGUAGUUGAAGAGAAAAUAGUUUGUCUCAAUGUGCAUACUUCAAAGGGAACAAAGCAUUACAAAAGAAGUCAAUCAGAGAAUCUCAAGCGGGUGAACUGCAAUGAAGCUUGCCAGCAACUCAGGCGAUUGGAAUCAGAAAAGUACAGAAAACACAAUGAUUCUGAUCAGACAAUGGUGAAGAGUUCAUAUCCUGAAGAUGGAAUGAGCAGUGACCAGUUUCGCGAUGCGGUUGAGGCUUUCAUUGCCAGGCAAAAAAAGCUUUUAAGGGAAGAAGAGUACACGGUGAUUUGGCAAGAUUUAGAGUGACGAAGCAAAUCCUGGUUCUCCCUUUUCCUGUUUUUACGAUUGUUUUUAGUCUUUUUGAUUUUGCCUUUCCUUUCGUUAGCCUAUACUGCUUUGUACAUGUUUAAUUGAUCAUCAAAUCCAAUGAGAUAUAUUCCUAUCAAAA